AUGGGUGGAUGUGAGCCGGAGUUUGGGUUGCCGUGCGAGAAGCACCCGACCCACCACCCGCAACCGGGCGUCUGCCCCGUUUGCCUCGCCGAUAAACUCUCGGAGCUCUCAGUUUUGCGUUCUUCUUCAAGGAACAAGAAGACGGCAAUGGCGUCUACCUUCUGUUCUUCUUCCCUAUCGUCCUCGCCGGUUUACUCUUCUGGUUCCUCUCCGUCGUCUCCGGGAUACCGCCGGCACCACCGGGUGGCUUCCGAUGUCAUGAUGGGCUCCUUUUCGCUCUUCGAAAGCGGCGGCGGCGGCGGCGGCAACAACAAUGCCGGGCUGAGCAAGAGCAGAUCUGUGGCGUGUGAUGCGAAAACAAGGGCGAGGGAGGGUGUGGGUAGGAAGAAGAAAGGAGGGUUCUGGUGGAGGCUGAUUCGCUCGACCGGGAAGAAGACGAAGCGGGUGUUCGGCCAUUCGAGCGCCAUGAACAAAGAGUUGAACAUUUACUAUGUAUAA
Messenger RNA from Diospyros lotus (date-plum), 498 nucleotides. RefSeq lists its product as uncharacterized. The transcript has a single exon. NCBI's taxonomy places the organism in Eukaryota, Viridiplantae, Streptophyta, Magnoliopsida, Ericales, Ebenaceae. The record is from RefSeq and is a predicted model, not a curated record. Bases 1 to 498 code for a protein of 165 amino acids.